AUGGCUUUGUUCCAUGAUGAUAAGGGUGAAAAGAAGGAAGCAAUAAUAAUAAGAUCGAAAAUCGGAAUAAUAGGAGCUGGAGUGAGUGGGAUAGCGGCGGCAAAACAGCUGCGGCAGCACAACCCCAUUGUGUUUGAGGCCACUGACUCCAUUGGCGGGGUUUGGAGGCAUUGCUCCUUCAACUCCACUAAGCUCCAAUCUCAGCGCCGUGAUUACGAGUUCACUGACUACCCUUGGCCCAACAACAGAGACAACUCUGACUUCCCCACACACUUGGAGAUUUUGGAUUACCUUCACUCCUAUGCGAACCACUUUGAUAUUCUCAAAACCAUUUCCUUCAACUCUAAGGUCCUUCACAUCCGCUUUCUUGGCUCUCUCUGGCAUCUUGCUGUACAGAACACCCUCUCACACACCAUUCAGUGGUACGGGUUCGAGUUUGUGGUGAUUUGUAUGGGAAAGUAUGGGGACGUAGCUCAGAUUCCGGCGUUCCCACGGAGUAAAGGGCCAGAGACAUUCAAGGGAAAGGUCCUUCACACGCUUGAUUACUGCAAGCUCAACAACGAAGAAGCCACUCAACUCUUCAAAGGCAAAAACGUUGCCGUUGUUGGUUUCAAAAAGUCUGCCAUUGAUUUAGCGAUGGAGUGCGCACUCGCUAACCAAGGAUGCGAAGGACAAAAGUGCACAAUGGUUGUAAGAACGGCGCAUUGGACAGUUCCCCAUUACUGGGUUUGGGGUUUGCCACUCUCCAUCUUCUACACUAAUCGAUCUUCUCAGUUCCUCCAUGAAAGACCAAACCAAGGAUUCCUCAAAACCCUUCUUACCCUCCUCCUCUCUCCAAUGAGGCGAGGAAUGUCAAAGUUCAUUGAGUCGUACUUGCUGUGGAAACUUCCUCUGGAAAAGUAUGGAUUGAUACCGGAUCACUCAUUUGACGAAGAUUAUGCAUCGUGCCAGAUGGCCAUCUUGCCUGAAAACUUCUUCUCUGAGGCUGAGAAAGGCAAGAUCGCUUUCAAGAAAGCAUCGUCCAAGUGGUGGUUCUGGGAGGGAGGAAUCGAAUUCGACGACAACACUAAGCUUGAGGCGGAUGUGGUGGUUCUGGCAACCGGCUAUGACGGAAAGCAGAAGCUGAACAGCAUCAUGGAGGAGCCAUUUCGAAGCUUGUUGGAUUACCCUUCUGCUUCUGGUGUUAUGCCUUUGUACAGGGGAACCAUCCAUCCAUUGAUUCCCAACAUGGCUUUUCUUGGCUAUGUUGAGAGCGUCGCCAACCUUCACUCUUCUGAGAUACGCUCCCUCUGGCUUUCUGCAUUGCUGGAUCAAAAGUUCAUGCUGCCCGCUGUUCCCGACAUGCUUGCGCAUACCCUUGAGGAGGUCGAGGUUAUGAAGAGGACAUCUAGGUUCUAUAAGAGGCACUGCAUCUCUACUUACAGCAUCAACCACACCGAUCAGAUUUGCCAUGAUUUGGGCUGGACUUCUUGGAGGAAGAACAAUUGGCUAGCCGAAGCUUUUUCCCAUUAUAGCAGUGAAGACUAUCAGAGCCAACAUUGAUUCUAUAGUGAUCGAUAGCCAUAAG
Messenger RNA from Arachis duranensis, 1567 nucleotides. Its product is annotated as probable flavin-containing monooxygenase 1. The transcript has 4 exons. The record is from RefSeq and is a predicted model, not a curated record. Gene Ontology annotation, molecular function: N,N-dimethylaniline monooxygenase activity; flavin adenine dinucleotide binding; NADP binding. The coding region runs from base 1 to 1542 and encodes 513 amino acids. NCBI's taxonomy places the organism in Eukaryota, Viridiplantae, Streptophyta, Magnoliopsida, Fabales, Fabaceae.